AUGUUUGGUCUAAUUUCUUUGCUUUACUCUGUUGUUCUGAUUCUAAAUGCAUUUAUAAUUCUCGAUGAUAGAAGAUUUCUGAGCAGGAUUGGCCUAUCGCUGCGCAAGGAGCAUAGAUCUGCGCUUCAUCCGACAAACAGAAAGAUUGUUGAGGUAAUAGCAAUGGUCAAGACAUUGGAGAUUCCAUUAGUUGCAGCAAACAUACUGUUCAUGAUCUAUGAGUUGUUUUAG
Vittaforma corneae ATCC 50505 is the source of this 231-nucleotide messenger RNA. RefSeq lists its product as uncharacterized. Lineage: Eukaryota; Fungi; Microsporidia; Nosematidae. The record is from RefSeq and is a predicted model, not a curated record. Gene Ontology annotation, biological process: endoplasmic reticulum to Golgi vesicle-mediated transport. The transcript has a single exon. Gene Ontology annotation, cellular component: Golgi membrane; COPII-coated ER to Golgi transport vesicle; endoplasmic reticulum membrane. Bases 1 to 231 code for a protein of 76 amino acids.